Messenger RNA from Alnus glutinosa, 4072 nucleotides. Its product is annotated as pentatricopeptide repeat-containing protein DOT4, chloroplastic. The record is from RefSeq and is a predicted model, not a curated record. The coding region runs from base 81 to 2723 and encodes 880 amino acids. Gene Ontology annotation, biological process: RNA modification. The transcript has 2 exons. Lineage: Eukaryota; Viridiplantae; Streptophyta; Magnoliopsida; Fagales; Betulaceae. Gene Ontology annotation, molecular function: protein binding; zinc ion binding; RNA binding.
CUUCGUUCGCUCAAAAUUGCUAGUUUUUCUUUCUCGUUGAUUACAAAUUUCCCGCGCUCUUCAAAUUGCAGGGAAGAACCAUGUUGAUCACGCCCCAAACCGCACCAAUCUUCUGGGUCUCUCUCCCUUUUCACCACAAUAAUCCUAAUCCUAACUGUGUCAAAUCCCAAAAUGCUUUCAUUUCCUACAGACCAUCUUCAACGGCCUCUCUGUUACCCACCAAUUCGUACUGUUCUUCCACCACAACCCGUGCCUCGACCUCGGCCUCGCCCGCCCAAACAUCCAUUCACGAAACUACGGAUGUUAACACCGAGAUUUGCAGUUUCUGCGAAGUGGGUAAUCUUAGAAACGCCGUGCAAUUGCUUUGCACGGCUCAGAAAUCCGAGCUUGAGACGAAGACUUACUGUUCGGUGUUGCAGCUAUGUGCUGAACGUAAAUCGCUUGAAGAUGGUAAAAAGGUUCACUCCAUUAUAUGUUCUAAUGGCUUAGUGAUUGAUGGAAUUUUGGGUGCAAAGCUUGUUUUCAUGUAUGUCAAUUGUGGGGAUUUGAGAGAAGGGAAGCGGGUUUUCGAUAAGGUUGCGAAUGAAAAGGUCUUUCUUUGGAAUCUUAUGAUAAAUGAGUACGCAAAGAUGGGUGAUUUUGGGGAAAGUAUAUGUUUAUUUAUGAAGAUGCAGGGGUUGGGGAUUGAAGCAAAUUCUCAUACGUUUUCUGGUGUUUUGAAGUGUCUCGCCGCCUUAGGAAAUGUAGAAGGCGGCAAUCAGGUUCAUGGGUAUUUGUUGAGAUUGGGUUUUGGUUGUUACAACUCAGUUGUGAAUUCUCUCAUUUCUUUCUACUUCAAAUGUGGAAGAGUUGAAAGUGCGGAGAAGUUGUUCGAUGAAUUGGGUGAUCGAGAUGUUAUAUCGUGGAAUUCAAUGAUAAGUGGGUAUGCUUCGAAUGGUCUUGCAGAGAAGGGACUUCAGAUUUUUAAAGAGAUGCUAGUUUUGGGGGUUGACGUAGAUUUGGCGACAAUAGUGAAUGUUCUUGUAUCUUGUGCAAGUGUUGGGCCUUUAUUGUUGGGUAGAGCACUUCAUGGUUAUGCAAUAAAAGCUUCUUUGGACAGAGAAAUCAUGUUCAACAAUACUUUGCUGGACAUGUAUUCAAAAUGUGGCAAUUUGGACGCUGCAAUUCGAGUUUUCGAGAAGAUGGGCAAAAGAAGUGUCGUGUCAUGGACUUCAAUGAUAGCAGGUUAUGUCCGAGAAGGUCUAUCUGAUGGGGCAAUUGGAUUAUUCCGUGAAAUGGAGAGGAGUGGUGUUAGGCCUGAUCUUUUUACUAUCACAAGCGUCCUUCAUGCUUGUGCUUGUAAUGGCUCUUUGGAUAGUGGCAGGGAUAUACACACUUAUAUAAAGGAAAAGAAAAUGGACUCGAGUUUGUUUGUCUCUAACGCUCUCAUGGAUAUGUAUGCAAAAUGUGGGAGCAUGGAAGAUGCUCACUCAGUUUUUUCUCAGAUGCCUGUAAAGGAUAGUAUCUCAUGGAACACAAUGAUAGGGGGUUACUCAAAGAACUGUCUUCCCAAUGAAGCUCUUACUUUGUUUCUUGAGAUGCAAGGAGUGAUAAAACCCAACAGCAUAACAAUAUCUUGUAUCCUUCCAGCUUGUGCCAGCCUAGCAGCUCUAGAAAGAGGCCAAGAGAUUCAUGGUCACAUAUUGAGAAAUGGAUAUUUUUCAGAUCAAUAUGUUGCCAAUGCACUUGUUGACAUGUAUGUAAAGUGUGGGGUACUAGUGCUUGCACGGUUACUUUUUGACAAGAUUCCUUCAAAGGACCUGAUCUCAUGGACAGUUAUGAUUGCUGGAUAUGGAAUGCAUGGGUUUGGAAGAGAAGCAGUUGCUACCUUUAAUCAGAUGAGAAAUGCCGGCAUUGAGCCUGAUGAAGUUUCCUUUAUUUCAGUACUUUAUGCGUGCAGUCAUUCUGGAUUAUCUGAUGAAGGAUGGAGAUUUUUUGAUAUUAUGAGAAAUGAAUGCAAUAUUGAACCCAAGUUGGGACAUUAUGCUUGUAUGGUGGAUCUUCUUGCCCGCACGGGGAAUUUAUCCAAGGCAUAUAGAUUUAUUGAAACGAUGCCAAUUGAACCAGAUGCCACAAUUUGGGGUGCCUUGCUCUGUGGGUGCAGGAUCCACCAUGAUGUAAAACUAGCAGAGAAAGUUGCAGAACGUGUUUUUGAACUGGAGCCAGAGAACACAGGGUAUUAUGUGCUUCUAGCGAAUAUCUAUGCAGAGGCAGAAAAGUGGGAAGAAGUGAAAAAAUUGCGGGAGAGAAUUGGUCGGCGAGGAUUGAGAAAGAACCCAGGUGCUAGUUGGAUAGAGAUCAAAGGCAAAGUUAAUAUCUUUGUGGCUGGAGAUAGUUCACACCCACAAGCCAAAAGGAUAGGGUCACUGUUAAAGAGGUUAAGAACGAAGAUGAAGGAAGAAGGUUACUUUCCGAAAACAAGGUAUGCUUUAAUUAAUGCAGAUGAGAUGGAGAAGGAAGUGGCUCUCUGUGGGCACAGUGAAAAGUUAGCAAUGGCUUUUGGAAUAUUGAGCCUAUCUCCUGGCAAAACCAUACGAGUGACGAAGAAUCUAAGAGUAUGCGGUGACUGUCAUGAGAUGGCCAAGUUCAUGUCAAAGUCAGCUAGCAGGGAGAUUGUUUUGAGAGAUUCCAAUCGCUUUCACCAUUUUAAGGAUGGUUAUUGUUCUUGUAGAGGUUUCUGGUGAAUCUAGGGGAGCAGGAAUUUGAAUCAUUGAUUCUCAAGUAAUGUCUAAGUUCUAAAUUAUGGUUUGAUGACUGACACAAACAUACCUGGGAUGAGGACUUAAGGUUAGGAUCUCUUGUAUAUGUUGGGUUAAAUGAAAUCAUACUUAAUCCACAGGUCAAACUUUGUGAUUGCACUUCUAUUGAGGAGCUCCCUCUAUGUCUCAUUUACAACUUGCAGGAGUUCACGGAUCAUUUAUUUCUCAUGUAAAUGGCAUUUUCUUGAAGAAUCCUUCCAUUUCAUGGCUUUUUAUAUGGUUUACAUUCAGGUUUUGUUUGCUUUGGAAGUAGCAGUAUUUUCCUGUCGAAGUAGAGCUUCCGAGACUGAAUAUUUUGCUCAUAUGAAAAGAAACUGUUCCUGAUGGAAUGGUGAUCUCUUUUGUUUUGUAUUCACAGAUAUUUUCCACAGGGGUAGCAAAGCUAGGAUGUCUCCCUAGAAGACAGUAAAUUUGUGUCCCUGGGAAUGCUGUUUCGCUUCUGGGACUUGAAAAAAUCGACUUCCACACCGUUGUAGAUGGAAGAAUGGGAAUUAUAAAAUGUGGAACAGCAUAAAAGAUGGCAAGCAGAGGCACAUCCAUGAAAAUGCACUGCAUCAAUGCUGGGUCCAAGUAGCAAAAGGCAGAGUACAAAAGCAGGUGCCUGCAAUUAUGGGCGACGAGUUUGCCAGGUUGGUAGACUCCAAUCAAAAGGGUGCUGACUGCUGAGAAGCCAUUCAUGUCUUACCUUUUAAGUUUGCUGAAGAUUAUGUACAUUUCGGCAUCAUUUCAUUUCCAGAUCUCAGCAGCUUUAAGAAGCUCAGAUCCAAAAACAAACAGGUUUAAAGACUUCUGGGGACUAAUUUUCUUAGCUUCUGUCCCAAGAAUUUGUACGACCGUGUCAUUCAUACGACACAUUUUCUUUUAUUUUUUGUUUAUCUGCACCAAAUAAAUUGUUUCGAGGCUUAUUGUUUGGUUGCACUUUUAGUCACCUCCCCCGUUUCAUGUUGUAUCUCAGGAAAAUAAGAAAAGGUGGGAAGAUUUGUUUGGUUUUAUGCCAAAUCGUGAGAUUAGAAUCUUCUCAGAUUGUACAUAUUAUGUUGAUGGUGGCCACAGAGAAAAAGUGAAUCCUCAUAACAAUCGAUUGUACAAACACUGAGCUGGUUAGGACAUCUUUCUUUUCUUACAAACAGAAAGCAGGGGCUAUAAAGGUUGCACAGAUAUGUAAGUCCUUUCAGAUUUCAGUGAUGGCACUGAGAUUCACCACCCAGCUGGAUGACAACACCCAGGAGAGUAUAAGGAAAAAGAAAGCCCCUACCUUCCCUUUGUUGCCACUU